CUUCACAGGAAAUCCCUAAACACAAGCCCACCACAUCCUUCUCACUACGAAUCUCUCUCUCUCUCUCAAGUUCUCAACACCACCUCAUCCUUCUCUUCACAAAUCUCUCUCUUGCUCUCUUCUUCACUUGUAAUCCUAUACUUGUUCCUUAAUCCACGCUUUAUUGCUCUUUCCUCCAUCAAUUUCAGGUCCACAUCAAAAGCAACUUUUUCUCUGAACCCUGACUUCUCUCGUAAAUCCCUCAGCUUCCGGAAAAGAUUAUUCCGGAAUCGCUUCUUGUUCUGAAGAAAGAUUUUCACUUUGUUCUUCUGGAAACGUCGGUUGACUCCGGGAUUUUCAAUUUUCUGCAAGUGCGUUUUGAUCUAAGAGGUCUGAUUCGAUUCUGGGUUUCCGAGAAGUCGGUCAAUUUCCGAGAAAGUAAAGAGACGGAGAGAGGAUGAAAAGAGGGAGAGAUGACGAGAAGAUCAUGGGGCCUAUGUUCCCAAGGCUUCAUGUCAAUGAUACGGAGAAAGGAGGGCCAAGAGCACCUCCAAGGAAUAAAAUGGCUCUCUAUGAACGGCUAAGUAUUCCCUCUCAGCGGUUCAAUCCCGGGGUCUUGCCUCUUAACCACACAGAUAACACUAGCAGCCCGGUAUACCCAGCAUCGUCAAGCCAGGGAAAUGGCCUUGAAAGAAAUUACAACUUUCCACUUCAUGUACCUCCAUCAAUACCCACACAUCAGGGUGAGAAAUUGCCUGUUCACCGUUCUGAAGGAUCAGGUUUGAAUAAUUCAUUGGCACAACUUGAGCAGAGAAAGAAGGUAGGAGAUGAAGAUGAUUUUAUUGUUCCUAUAUUUGUUCAAUCAGGGACUGGGCAAUCCCAUAGUAAAACUCUGAACAGUAAUGAUAGGGAAAAAAUUGCCUCCUUCAGCCCUACCUAUUAUGGUUGUUCCACAAAACACCCAAAAGAUUGUGGUAAGAAUCCCAAGUUGAUUACCUCCCCACAUAUAAAUUUGGGACAAGAAGUAAGAUGUGAGAGUGAAGGGGACCCAAGAUUGAGAGUUUCAAGUCAUUCUGUACUAUCUGCAACAGAUCUGUCAACCAGAGAAAAGUUUGAAGGGCUCGUAAAGGAAACUAAGGCAGCUCCAGAUCAGGAGUAUCGAGAUUUCCCUGUGACUAACAUAAGCAGUUCAUAUGAUAUUGAUGCUUCUUUACAACAAGAGUUCAGAACCAGGUCACAGCUGGUUGACACUGGAUUUGCUGAUUCUGUAAGGGAUGAAGACGAUGGAAAAGUUGCCCACCCAAGGAGCAUCACUCACUUGGGGGAGGUGAAUAGCAGUCCCAAUGAGCCUAAUAAUGGCAAUGAAUAUUGUAGAGACAGGACAAAUGUGUCACUACAAGUGGGAAAUGUAGACAGAAGUGAUGAUGUUUCGGAGACCUCAAUGGUAGAUUCGAUAACAGGCUUUGAUAUCUCUCCAGAUGAUGUUGUGGGGAUAAUAGGUCAGAAACAUUUCUGGAAAGCGAGAAAAGCUAUUGUCAAUCAGCAAAGAGUGUUUGCAGUGCAAGUAUUUGAGCUGCAUAGACUGAUAAAGGUCCAACAACUGAUUGCUGGAUCACCGCAUGUUUUGCUUGAAAAUGGUGCUUUUCUUGGCAAACCUUCAUUGAAGGACUGUCCUGCAAAGAAACUUCCAUCCAAGUAUGUUGUAAAACCGCCAUCAUACAUUUCAAAGUGCAAAGACAAUUCCGAGAAGGAAAACCAUAAAAUGGAACGUUCUGCAGAAAAUGCAGUUGGGAAGACAUCUGUUUCUUCCGCUAAAAAUGGCAAUCAGCCUUCAAAUUGUGGGCAUUUUCUUGGAAACUCGCAGCCAGUUCCUGUGGCUACUGAUAAUAAAAUGGGUUCAUGGUCCUUCCAUCAGUCACCUGGAAAUCAAUGGUUAAUCCCUGUAGUCUCUCCAUCUGAAGGACUCAUAUACAAGCCAUAUCCUGGGCCUGGGUUUAUGGGAACUGCUUGUGGGGGAUAUGGACCUUUCAGCCCGGCUCCCUUGACGGGAAACUUUAUGAAUUCAGCAUAUGGGGGGGUUCCAACUCAUCCUUAUCAUCAAGGAAUUGGUAAUCUUCCCAAUACUUCUCUAGUUGGUCAGACUUACUUCCCUACAUAUGGCAUGCCAGUCAUGCACCCGGCCAUGCCAGGUUCAGGUGUUGAACAAGUUAACCAAUAUGCUGGACCUGGCUUACAUGGUCAAACUCAGGUCUCUGUUGGCGGAGCCAACUCUAACAUGCAGCAUCAGAGCUCAUGUAACAUGCCAAAUAGUACAAAUGGAGCUAGUCCACAAGUUGGUAAGUUUCAGGCUGCAAAAGACGGUGAAUUGCAAGGAAGCACAGCAAGUAGUCCAUGCGAGAGACCGCAAGGUGUUGGGACAGGUUACACUUCCAAGGGGGAAGAUGCACUUCCACUUUUUCCUAUGGCUUCAGUAGUCCCAGAGGCAGCUCCUCAGCUUCAUGAGACUGACCAAACAGCGCGAGUGAUCAAAGUUGUGCCACAUAAUCCUAGAACUGCUACUGAGUCAGCAGCUCGAAUUUUCCAAUCCAUUCAAGAAGAGAGAAAGCAGUAUGACUCAGCGUAGCUCAUUUUUGCUAAUCACCUGCGAGUUAAUGAUCUUGGGCUCAUCUUAAGCUGGUGUGGUGCUUGGUCAUUUCCUCUGUAGUUUUUUGUUAUGAUAUUUGUAAUGGGCUUCUCUAUAUUUCAGUGUCGUGACCUAGUUUUUUUCCUUUCUUUUUUUUUUUCUUGUUAAGUGUAGUGACCUGUUAUACAGUAUAUUCAUAUGUUGAUAAGUUUCUGGAGAAUCAAUACCUUUUGAAUAUAUGUUGUCUUUCUCAA
Messenger RNA from Juglans regia (Persian walnut), 2856 nucleotides. RefSeq names its product protein EARLY FLOWERING 3. NCBI's taxonomy places the organism in Eukaryota, Viridiplantae, Streptophyta, Magnoliopsida, Fagales, Juglandaceae. Bases 437 to 2602 code for a protein of 721 amino acids. The record is from RefSeq and is a predicted model, not a curated record. Gene Ontology annotation, biological process: regulation of photoperiodism, flowering. The transcript has 5 exons.